This is a messenger RNA of Ruditapes philippinarum (Manila clam), 3669 nucleotides long. Its product is annotated as unconventional myosin-VIIa-like. The record is from RefSeq and is a predicted model, not a curated record. Bases 163 to 3396 code for a protein of 1077 amino acids. Gene Ontology annotation, cellular component: myosin complex. Gene Ontology annotation, molecular function: cytoskeletal motor activity; ATP binding; protein binding. The transcript is spliced from 31 exons. NCBI's taxonomy places the organism in Eukaryota, Metazoa, Mollusca, Bivalvia, Venerida, Veneridae.
GCGUUGACGUCUACCUGUAAUCGGUAAACCGCGACGAACUAUUUUUAUACCGGAUAAUCGAUUUUGAAGAAUGUAAACAUAAGACGCAUACAAAGUGGUAGUACAACUAUUUUUUGGAUAGACAAUUAUAUUAAAUUCUAGUAUACACUUAAAAAAAGAAAAAUGGAGCGACCACCACCUGGUAAAGUUGAGGACCUGGCUACAUUAGCAAAACUAGAUGAAAAAGUGUUAUUGGAUGAAUUAAAGAUUAGAUAUUACAAUAACGAUAUAUAUACAUAUGUUGGUGACAUUCUGAUAGCAGUCAACCCAUUUAGAGAUCUAGGUAUCUAUGAUGACCAGACGUCAAAUUUGUACAAUCUUGCAAAGAAGACAGAGCUGCCACCACACAUAUUUGCAAUAGCUGACAGUGCGUAUCAGUGUAUGAUAGGACAUGGAGGAAGAACUCCAGAAAAUCAGUGUAUCCUUAUCAGUGGUGAAAGUGGAGCAGGUAAAACUGAAAGUACAAAACUCAUCAUUAAACAGCUUGUUGAACUUUGCCAUGGUAACACACAACUUGAACAACAGAUAUUACAGGUAAAUCCUCUGCUAGAAGCAUUUGGAAAUGCACAGACCUUGAUGAAUGACAAUUCCAGUAGAUUUGGGAAAUAUAUACAGCUUCAGUUUCAUAAUGGGCAAGUUCUUGGUGCAAAGAUAUCUGAGUAUUUGUUGGAGAAAUCACGACUUGUUCACCAGGGUUCAGGAGAAGAGACCUUCCAUAUAUUUUAUUACAUGAUGGCAGGACUUCCAAAAUCCAAACAAGAGCAAUUCUGUCUUACUGCUGCUGAUAAAUACAGAUAUUUAGCAUGUGGUACUGCUGGGGUUUCUAAAGAUAAAGAAUCUUCAAAAAAGAAAUAUGAUGAAUUACUGAAUGCCUUAGAUCUUGUUGGCUUCACAGAUGAGGAACAAUAUGAUAUGUUCACCAUGGUAACAAGUGUCCUUCACCUUGGAAACAUAACAUUUGAAGAGGAUGAUAAAGAUGCCUCCUAUAUACCUGAAAUGGCGCCAGUAGAUGUUGUAGCAAAAUUAUUAGGAGUGGAUAGUCAGGAUCUGGCAGGAACUAUGACAUCUAUUGUGACACAUACGCGUGGUGAACAAGUUACGCGGCAUUAUACCAAACAACAAGCAGAAGAGGCAAGAGAUGCUGUUGCUAAGAUACUGUAUGGACGUUUGUUUGGAUGGAUUGUGAACAAAGUGAAUCAGUUACUGGCACCAACACAUAUAGUGCCACAUAGUGAACAAAGAGAAAUUGGUAUUCUGGACAUUUUUGGAUUUGAACACUUUGAGAAGAACAGUUUUGAACAAGCGUGUAUAAAUCUUGCUAAUGAACAGCUGCAGUACUUCUUCAACCAUCAUGUGUUUAAACAAGAACAAGAAGAAUACAGCCGUGAGGGUAUAGACUGGAAGGAAAUCAAAUUUGUUGAUAAUCAACCACUCUUGGAUUUAUUUCUGGGAAGACCUCUUGGUAUUUUGACAGUGCUGGAUGAAGAAAGUAAAUUUCCCAGGGCAACAGAGAAGACACUAGUAGCAAAGUUUAAUGAGAAGUUUGGUAAGGUUGCAUAUUACAAGCCUGCACAGAGCAGUAAAGACAGUAGAUUUACUAUAUUACACUAUGCUGGACAGGUUACAUACAGUGGCGAGGGUUGGUUAGAGAAGAAUAGAGAUACACUGCCCCCUGGUGUCAUGGAAAUGUUACAGAGUAGCAAUAAUGCUCUUGUCAAGUCUAUUUUUAAAGCUCAAGUUACAAGAACAGGUAGUUUGGCAUUUCAAGGGAGACAAUCUACUAGAAAAACAAGAAAAGGUCACAGACCAAGUCUGGAAGCUGCAAGGAAAAGAAAACUAACUGUUGGUGGCCAGUUCAAGAAUUCACUACAAGUGUUGAUGGAGAGAAUGACAUCUGCCACGCCCAUAUUUAUUCGUUGUCUCAAACCUAAUCAUGUGAAAGCCCCAGGUUCAUUUGAUAUGAAGUACAUUCAGCAACAGUUACUAUACACUGGCAUGCUGGAAACAACGAAGAUUAGGAGGGAAGGAUUUGCAGUGAGACCUUCUUUUGAAGAUUUUGUUAACAAGUACAAAGUGAUUUUAUGUAAACCAACAUUGGCAGGUACCAGAGAUAACUGUAUUAAGAUAUUAAAAGCUACUGGUAUUAAAGGUUGGCAGGUGGGCAAGACAAAGGUUUUCCUGAAAUAUUACCAUAUAGAUGAGAUAGCAGAUGUACUAGAAACGAUGGGCAAGUCGGCCAUUACUCUUCAGAGAAUAGCAAGAGGUUUUCUUGGUCGUCGACAAGCAGCUAGAAGGAAAGAGGUGGCCAGACAACAGGCACAGAAAGUUGCUGAGUUACUUUCACAAAUUGAUGGGUUAUCAAUGAAACUGAUAUCUCAACAGCAGACAGUCUUACAAAAUGAUAAAAACAUUCCACAAAGUUUUUUCGGGCGACCAGACAGUGUAUUGAUAGAAGGACCUCCACCACCUGUACCAGACUUCCCAUACAGAGAUCUGUCAUCUAUUGGUGGUGUAAGUUUGACAUCAUCAGAUAAACGAGAUUACCUACAACCUAAAACGUUCGCUGAUUCAGCAACACAGGCAAGUGACAGCGAGGAAGAUGAGAUAUCAGAUGAUGAAUUUAUUCCCGUACCAUCCACACAACAUCCGGGUCACAAGAUGGCCUCGGUCCGCUGGUUCCAGGAAACACAAGCUACACAAAUCUAUGAUCCCAGUCAACAAAACUUCAUUGCUGAAUGGUUUCAUGGUGUCAUCUCUAGAAGACAAUCAGAGAUGUUGUUAAAGGAGAAACCAACUGGAACAUUCCUGAUUAGAGUUAGUGAAAGUAGAUUUGGAUAUACUCUCUCAUUUAGAGCAGAACAGCGUGUCAGACAUUAUAUGAUUGAUCAGUUACGUAAUAAGAAGUUUAUUAUUGUUGGUGAAAGUAAAGUACAUAAAACAUUGAAGGACCUGAUAGAGUACCUUAAAGAUAAUAAAUUAUCUAACUGGGAUGGAUAUUUAGUAGAACCUUGUGGCCAGAAGAGUAAUUAUGAAUCAGGAGAAUGUGACUAUGGUGAACUUGUUAAUGAAAGAUUUUACUUCACCCUCGAGGAGCAAAUCAAAAGACAGAAAACAGGUAAACAACGAGCUAUGAGAGAAAGUUCACGACCCCUGCCACCACCUCCCGAGAAUUGGCAAACACCACCACUUCCAGAUAGAAACUACAGUUUGGCAAAAGAUAUGGAGCGUGACGUGUCUAAGCGACCUUUACCACCAAGACCAGCCGAGGCUUAUCAACGUCUGCUACACAAUCAGACUGGAAGAAGAUCUGCAUUUAAGGAAGCACAGCACAAUGUUUAUGCACCAAAGAAGAAGUAGUAAACAGUGGGCUAUGUGAUUACAGUUAUCAUUUACAAUGAGAGUGUUGAGUGUUUUACAGUUGUAAUUUUACAGCAGUGCAAUUGUCACUGGUCAAGCAGGAUUGUUUGGAAUGAUACAUUCAGUCUAUUUCUUAUUUCUGAGAUUGUUAACAUGUUACUAUCAGCAAGAUAUGUUUUGAUGAAUAUAUUUAAAUGUUAAAAUAUUACAACAAUAAUUAUAUACAUAAUAUAAUCUGUGUAUACUGUUUCCUAAUAAUCGUUCAAGUUGUUU